CAUGAGAUUAUUGAUUUUAAUAAUUGGACUAACCGCUGUCCAAUCAAGGGACUGCAACCUGGACUUGUCAAGUAUAACAUCGUUAACAUCACCAGUAUACCUAGUGGAAGCUUUAAAAACUUACAAAAAUUGGAAGAUCUUCAAAUUGGAUCGAGUACGAUAGGAUACAUCGAGGAUGGGGCUUUUAAAGGGAUGUUCCGUCUACAAGGAAUGCAAAUUUACGACACUGAAGUGAUACGCUUCCCCAAAGAUUCCUUUAUUGACAUGAGCGCUUUGCUUACAGUGGACUUUGAUGAUAACAAGCUGGAGGAAAUUGAAGAAGGCGCCUUUGACAAUUCUCCAAAUUUGAACAGACUGCUCAUAUGUCGUAACAAAUUUGAAGAGCUUCCAAAAAAGCUCUUCGCAAAAUUGUUGUCCUUGGAAACCAUUGACCUCACUGGGAACGAAUUGAAUGCAUUGCACGAUGACGCAUUUAAAGGAUUGACCAAGCUCAAAACCCUCCACCUGGGAGGCAACCGCUUGGACAAAUUACCCGCGGGACUCUUCCACGAGGUAAGUUCUCUAACCGAAUUGCAUUUGGAAAGUAACAGAUUAACUGGAAUACCCGAUGGUCUACUGGCAAGCUUGAAGAAUCUUGAGAAGAUCUACCUCUUCAAGAAUAAAAUUGAAGGUUUGCCGGGGAGUCUCUUCAAGCAUAAUUUAGCGAUAAAAACCAUCGAACUUUCUGAUAAUCAGCUGAGGGAACUGGAUGGUAAUACGUUUUCAGGUCUCCCCUACCUCAAACAGGUUACAUUAGCAAGAAACCAGCUUACGUCACUACCAGAUGGCGUCUUUUCGGGAUUGCCAAGGCUCGUAGAGCUCGAUUUUGCUGCAAACAGAAUCGAGACCAUCACCUCUGGUGUGUUUUUGGGUGUAAACUCACUGAAAGAGGUUUCAUUCAGUGCAAAUAACUUAAGCAAGAUUGAACCUUCAUCUUUGGAUGGACUGACUCAGCUCGUCGCCCUAAAUCUCGGGAAAAAUAAACUCGAGUCGCUUCCUCGUGGAGUUUUUGACAGAAACGCAAAACUGGAGUUUCUAGACCUCAGCAGGAAUGAGAUAGCUGAACUGAGCGAGGGGAUUUUUGACAGCUUGACCAACUUGAGAAAAUUGUAUUUGCAACGGAACCAAAUCAGAAGCCUACAACCCCGUAUCUUCCAGGGGUUAAAGCGGAUCGAGUUUCUGUCAAUCAACGAAAAUAAGCUGCACAGCAUUACUGCAAAGAUGUUCGAGGGUUUCCCUUUGGACAACCUCUUCAUUUCAAAAAAUCCGAUUAACCACAUAAACUGCGAGGCGUUUCAAGAUCUAUCAUCGCUCAAGUCGUUCGAAAUGGAAGACCUCCGGGUCAACGAUUUCCCAUCCAGAUGCUUUUCCAGUUUGGUGAACGUGACCUACUUCGGAAUUGAGGGGUCAGGGGUAAGCGCGCUGAAGAAAGAGAGUUUCUUUGGAAUGGAGAAUUUGAGGUCUCUCCACUUGGUCGGCAACAACAUUUCGCGCAUAGAAGAUGGCGCUUUUAAAGGACUGGCAGGGUUACAAGCGCUGUCUUUGCACAAAAACCGCCUGUCGGAAAUUAAGCGGGAUAUGUUCGCCGGUCUGGACAAGCUUGAUACGCUCGUUCUAACUGGGAACAAUAUUUCCACGAUUGACAGUGAUGCAUUUGAUCUACUUCCUAAUUUGCGAUUCCUUAGCCUUCCCAUACUGAAAGGGGUGCGCUUGGAAGGUCAAAAUGCAACUGGUGCAGUAAUUGAAGUUUUUAGGAACUUUUCUAUUAAUCCACCUUCAAACGUUGAUUGGAAGAUGCUAUGCAAAAUAGAUUCCAAUAAAAAACGAUACCUGGUUUGCUGAAUGGUCUUGAAUGUGUCAAUGGUGUUUCAGAGGGAUUUUCUAGUAAGAUGAAUCUAUAAACAAAGUCUCUACAACCUGUUUGAACAAACCCAAAGUUUUGUGCGUCGCGUGUCGACUAUGUGACUAGUUUCCGUUCGGAAUUAGUGUUUUUUUGUGAUUUAUUGCGAUUUGUAACUCGCAAACUGUAAGUAAUAUUAAAAUUUCUGUUUAAAUUGUAAUCGAACGUAUAUGCGGGGUUUGUUUAUUAGUAGUCCCAUUUUGUUAAAUAUUUAAU
Messenger RNA from Photinus pyralis (common eastern firefly), 2155 nucleotides. Its product is annotated as insulin-like growth factor-binding protein complex acid labile subunit. The coding region runs from base 193 to 1881 and encodes 562 amino acids. The transcript is spliced from 2 exons. The record is from RefSeq and is a predicted model, not a curated record. Lineage: Eukaryota; Metazoa; Arthropoda; Insecta; Coleoptera; Lampyridae. Gene Ontology annotation, molecular function: protein binding.